This is a messenger RNA of Bolinopsis microptera, 3117 nucleotides long. RefSeq lists its product as uncharacterized. Bases 22 to 2760 code for a protein of 912 amino acids. Lineage: Eukaryota; Metazoa; Ctenophora; Tentaculata; Lobata; Bolinopsidae. Gene Ontology annotation, molecular function: nucleic acid binding; zinc ion binding. The transcript is spliced from 5 exons. The record is from RefSeq and is a predicted model, not a curated record.
GAUAGGAGACAGUUUCAAAGUAUGUCAGGCAAAAACGGUGCGAUAUUCUGCAUAUUUUGCAAAAAUAGGGUUCCAAUUGCUGAGUUUGCUGAUCAUGAAAAAUUAGAACUACACCAAAAUACCAUCAAGGCAAAACUUGGAGACAUGAGCAUUGGCUCGAUGAUGUGCAAAGCCUGCGUGGUUCCCGUCAACUCAGAGGUCAUUUGGAAUUCUCACUCUAAAGGAAGGAACCACAAAAAACAAGUUAACUUUCUCAAUAAAGUAGGGAAGACUGAGAAAUACGAGCGCCCAUUUAGUCUAAUCGAAUUUGAUAAAGACAGCAGCGACCCAGUAUCUGAUAAGAUGUUCUCAGUAGUUCCUGACCUGUUUGCUCCUAUUAUUGAGGAUGCAUCAAAAAAUGAAUCCACAACUCAUACAGAAGCAGUGAUAUCAGACAAUUUAUCUUCAGUUCAUAAUACUGAAUCCUCAGAAAAGUCUGCUGAUAUUUCAGAAGACGCCCCAACUAAUGUCCUUGAUACAAAAUCUGUUACAGAAGCUGAUGAAGGAAGCAAGGAAUCUAAAGAUGUUGUAAAUUCUCUUGAUCGUAGUUAUGAUAACAGAGGACAAAAUGCUGUCAGAAAGGACAGACAACUUAUAUCUGAAAGAAGGCUGGAGGCUAAACGUCGCAACAAACCACCAAUGUUUUUGCAAGAAGAUAGAGGUAUGCAGCCUAGAAGGGGGAGAGAUAUGGGUCAUCACAGAGCAGAAGAGAGGAUACGUAGAGAAAGAGAAGAACCAAAAUAUUAUAGGGAACGAGAAAGAGAAGAAAGAGAACCAAUGUAUAAAGAAAGGGAGGAUCGAAGAAAUCGUAGUAGAGAAAGAGAAAGGAAAAGGAAAAGUAAGUGGGGAGAUACGGAGAAGAAAAUCAGCAAGAGUGAUUACGAGAAAAUAGCUGAUGAAUUUCUUAAUAGUGGUGAGUCCAAAGAUGAAGACAUGAAAAACCUUGAGGUGGAAGCCGGUUCAGCAGUAAUGAAGGUUAGCACAGCAGCUCCAACCACGAUGCCACCCUUCCCUCCUCCACCUCUCUUUCCUCCCCCUAGUGCUAUGUUCCCUAAUAUUGAUCCAUAUGCUGGAGUACAGCCAGCAUUUAAUCCUCCUUCGUUUAUGGGGAUGCCUCCCAUGCAUAGAAUGCCGUUUCCUCCUCCUCCUCCUCAUAUGUUCCCUAUGCCUCCACCUGGUCUACCAAUGCCACCAUCCAGUCUUUCAAUGCCACCAUCCAGUCUUCCAAUGCCACCAUCCAGUCUUCCAAUGCCACCAUCCAGUUUUCCUCUACCUCCUGCAGGUCCAAUGCCAUCAACUAGUAUGCCAAUAACUUUAUCAAAACCACUCCCACCUCCAGAUGCCUUACCUGAGUCCCCUACACCAGCUUCUGAUCUUGAGGAUGAAGUUGAUUAUCCUGAACCCGAAGAAAUUGUUGACAGAGGUCACAUUGACAACACACCUAAACCUUCUGUUCCUUUCUUUAUUGAACAAAGUGAUGUUGAAAUCUUUAUCCCCGAAUUCUUUGCUGACCGUUAUGCUGAGCACCCACACAAGGGUGUUGUGAAAGCUGACCCAGAAGUAGCGUUAUUUGAGAUGAUUGAAAAAGAAAAGAGGGCCAAUGAACCAAUUCCUGAGUCCAUUCAUCUCAAGAUGAGUGCUAAACCAAUUCUUGUUUUGAAUGAAGAUGUGAAGCCUUUUAAUCCUGAUGUCUAUGAAUCCUUGAAAGGACGGGUGCUGCCGAUAAUCAAACCUAAUCAAAAGUUCGUUGUGAUUGGCAGCAACUGUUUGAAAGUCACUGGACCGAACCACUUUGUGUGUGACUUGUGUCAAGUCCAAUUUAAUGACGCCAGCAAGAUGGAGCACUUAUUAUCUAAACCUCAUUUGUUGAACAUCCUGUGGAAUUGGGACCCCGACAGCGCGCAAAUCAUUAAAGAUAUUGAGUUACUCAAUAAGAAUUUGUUUGAUAAGAAAGUAAUGGAGGCAGCAAACGAGAUACAAAAGAAGGAAAUUAAGUUGUUGAGUGAACAUCAGUUAAGAAUAAGAGCCCGUAUUCUUGACGAAAAUGUCGAUGAUCAGAAUAAACACUUUAUCAAAAACGAUGUUUUUGAUCCAGCUAAUUUCCCUGAUCACGAUUUUAGUUAUCUCAACCAGGAAAAGGAAGAGGAAAGUGAGGAUGAUGAGGAUGAUGAUGACAUCUUACCAGAUGACCCAAAUAAGCCAAAUAAGAUGAAGAUCCUAGAAUCAGGAAUCAUGAACAUGCUCAAAUCUACUGACAAGUCUCAAGUUGUAAGUGAUGAAGACACUGCUCUUGCAGCUCUUGGCAUCUGCAAAAGUCUGAUGCAGAAAAUGGGAGGUCGCUUCAAGAAGUGCAAGCAUACGCCCUCAGAAGAAACAGUCGAUAAAUUGAAAAAGGUGAAACAUUUUUUCAAUAAUUUGCUAAUCAUCCAGCAGAUAUUGGAUGUUUAUCCCAGUACUGCAUUGAAGGAGAAUUCUUCUUCUGCCCCCUCAGGAAAGGAGCCUAUCACUUCCAAGGUUGGUGUGCCACUACCCGCAGCUUUUACUCAGCCUGCAGCUUUUGCUGAUUACAACGCUGGGUUUCAGAAUCAUAAUUCUUCCCCCUCUACAUCUGUGACCAGCGAUCCUAGGAGAUCGAAACAGGCUGAUACAGGAUACAGCUUGUAUUCAACUAGUGUUGAUCAAGCCGGCAUUGAGUGGUACCGGCAAAAUAAACUCACUUAGUUUAAGUGUUUUUACUUUUGAUGAUUUUAAACUUUUUAAUAGUUGAUCCUUUGAACUCUAUUUAACUUCAAUACGUUUGAAUGACAUUUUAUAUAUGUUUUCCAAACUAUUGAGAUGCCUUUUUUGCCCAUUUUGGCAAAGUCUUGAACCCAUUUUUCCCCCAAUUUUUCCCACUGAACAAACUUGUAUUAAUACUUUAAUACCUCUGUUCAGUGGACCUACUAACUAAUACGAUAAUAUGUUUAAACAUAUUCGCAUAAUAUAUUAUAUAUUCUUUUUGAUUAUGUUGACGAGAUUCAGCGUGAAAGACUUAUAUCCUCCUAAAUGUUCCUCGUGUCUCAAAUUGUUGUAAAACUG